GUUGGAAAUCAAUCCGAGAAGAUGGACCUGCAUCGCUUAACGAAAGAUGGAAGACGCCUCUGGUAUUUCUUUCGGAUCAUUCAACAACCGAGCAUUGGGAGAGCUGCUGGAUCGGGACCUUCAGCCGUGGCUGACCGUCGUCCAAUUGACCCGCCUCCAGUCUUGCAGCUGAGAAUUUUUGAAGGGGAUAACAUGGACUAUGUACAAGAUAUUACGCCUAUGUAUCUUGCGCAAUUCUUCGCCUAUGCCUCAAUAGAAGGAGUUCAGCAAGGUGGUAGACUGCUGAUAGCGAAGAAAACUGCAGCUAUCCUUGGAACAACAGUUGCUGGUAGCUCUUUCCUAAAUCAACCAGAACCAGCUUACUACUUCGUAUUUGACGAUCUUUCGGUUCAGUUCGAGGGCCAAUAUUUUCUGAAAUUCGACUUAUACGAGCAGCAAAUGUUAGACAUGGACAGAGAUGCUCUUUUGGGAGAAAGCGACCAUGUAGACAUCGAGAGCAAUAAUUAUUUCUCCCACAGACAAUCCAUAUCGUCAGCAGCUUUCUCAGUUGUACCGCCAAAGCGUUUUAAAGGCUUCACAUACAGCACUGGCCUUAGUUGGGUCUUGGCUGAGCAAGGCAUACGCAUCCGUAUUCGCAGCGACCUUCGUGCAAUGAGAAAAGCUGGUUGUCUCAAGCAGGAUCCACUCGCAUCAGUGGCCGCCACCGCUUGGUCGAGAACCGAUCAGUCGUUCAUCACCUCACGACCAUCUCUUCCGUCACUAACCGAGGCACUUCAAUUUGUUGAUGACGGCUGA
Messenger RNA from Microdochium trichocladiopsis, 795 nucleotides. RefSeq names its product velvet factor-domain-containing protein. NCBI's taxonomy places the organism in Eukaryota, Fungi, Ascomycota, Sordariomycetes, Xylariales, Microdochiaceae. The record is from RefSeq and is a predicted model, not a curated record. The transcript is spliced from 2 exons. The annotation marks the transcript as partial.